GUGAGCGGGGAGGAGUGUUUCCACCUGGCUCUCCAGAUUUCGACACAUUCACACACACUCGCGCUCAUAACUGACACAGUGCCGCACGGGGACACUCGAGACGCACACCAGUCGACAUGAAGUGGACAGCAGUUUUCGCCGUGGCCGCAGCGCUGGUGUGUCUCGCCCCGGCAGAAACAGCGCGCGCCGACUGUCCUCCAGGAUGGGAUAACGUGAACGACGAGACAGAAGCGGUUUUGUGUUUCCACUUCAGGCGCGCCAAGGCCACGUGGGACGCUACGCUGAGUUACUGCAACGCGUUAGGGGGCAUCCUGGCUAAGCUGACGGAUACCUUGCAUCAGAAGAUAUUGAGACACAUUGGCGAGGAGAGCGAGGCUUUCUGGAUAGGAGGAACCGACCUAUCUGUGGAAGGAAGGUGGGUCUGGGUGAACGACGGCUCUGAAAUUCCCAAGGGCCCACCGCACUGGUUCCUCUGCGACAAUGAGCCACAAGGAGGAUCCAAGAAGAACUGUUUGUGCCUCUUCCCGCCAGACUUCUACUUCCAUGCCUGUACCUGCGAUCACCUCUACUACGGGAUCUGCCAACUCUGAGCGCUCGCCGAAGGGAAUGCGUGAAACUAUUGGAAACUGAGGGGUUCGUUGAUAAAGAAACACCGGAACAACUAACGAACCUACACCAUACAACUGUACACUCUUGCUGUCUUUCCUUCUCCCCCACCUGUACCUUCGCCACUAACCCACUUCCUCUUCUUACGAUACCCUUGAUUAAAAAAAAAUAAAAUAAAAAAAA
Molecule: messenger RNA, 789 nt
Organism: Eriocheir sinensis (Chinese mitten crab)
Lineage: Eukaryota; Metazoa; Arthropoda; Malacostraca; Decapoda; Varunidae
Product: perlucin-like protein
Exons: 5
Coding region: 117-590 (157 amino acids)
Source: RefSeq, a predicted model, not a curated record